UGUCCGGCCCGUGGCGCCGCUCGCUCCCUCCCGGGCUUCGGCCUGCCCCACCGUCUCCGGGGCCCGGCCCCCUCCCGAGAGCUAAGAUAGGGGGGCUGUACUGGGGAGCGUUCCGGGGCGCUCGGGUGCUGGCCACCAUGAGCAAACGGAAGGCGCCGCAAGAGACUCUCAACGGGGGUAUCACCGACAUGCUCACAGAACUCGACAACUUUGAGAAGAAUGUGAACCAGGCUAUUCACAAGUACAACGCCUACAGAAAAGCAGCAUCUGUGAUAGCAAAGUACCCUCACAAAAUAAAGAGUGGAGCAGAAGCUAAGAAAUUGCCUGGAGUAGGAACAAAAAUUGCUGAAAAGAUUGAUGAGUUUUUAGCAACUGGAAAAUUGCGGAAACUAGAAAAGAUUCGGCAGGAUGAUACAAGUUCAUCUAUCAAUUUUCUGACUCGAGUUACUGGCAUUGGUCCCUCUGCUGCAAGGAAGUUUGUUGAUGAAGGGAUUAAAACAUUAGAAGAUCUCCGAAAAAAUGAAGAAAAAUUGAACCAUCAUCAGCGUAUUGGGCUAAAAUAUUUCGAAGACUUUGAGAAAAGAAUUCCUCGAGAAGAGAUGUUACAAAUGCAAGAUAUUGUACUAAAUGAAGUUAAUAAAGUGGAUUCUGAAUACAUUGCUACAGUCUGUGGCAGUUUUAGAAGAGGUGCAGAAUCGAGUGGUGAUAUGGAUGUUCUCUUGACCCACCCAAGCUUUACCUCUGAGUCAACCAAACAGCCGAAACUAUUACAUCGUGUUGUGGAGCAGUUACAAAAGGUCCAUUUUAUUACUGAUACCCUGUCAAAGGGUGAAACGAAGUUCAUGGGUGUUUGCCAGCUUCCUAGUAAAAGUGAUGGAACAGAAUAUCCACACAGGAGAAUUGAUAUCAGGUUAAUACCCAAGGAUCAGUAUUACUGUGGAGUUCUCUAUUUCACUGGGAGUGAUAUUUUCAACAAGAACAUGAGAGCCCAUGCCCUAGAAAAGGGCUUCACAAUCAACGAAUACACAAUUCGUCCUUUGGGAGUCACUGGCGUUGCUGGGGAACCCCUGCCAGUGGAAAGUGAAAAAGACAUUUUUGACUACAUCCAGUGGAAAUACCGAGAACCCAAGGAUCGAAGUGAAUGAGGCCUCUCAGAGCAUCCUCCCAUGCACAGCUCCAUAGGAUUAUUCUUAAUUUAUUACUUAAUCUUUGCUAUGUAAGGUCUUUGCUAUGCAUUGGUGUGUUUCAAUGAUUGUUCCUCAUCAUACUUUAGCUAGCAUUGUAGUGAAUAAAACCUCUUGUGCUAUUAAAAAAAAAAAAAAAGAAUAA
Suncus etruscus (white-toothed pygmy shrew) is the source of this 1329-nucleotide messenger RNA. Its product is annotated as DNA polymerase beta-like. Gene Ontology annotation, biological process: double-strand break repair via nonhomologous end joining. Gene Ontology annotation, cellular component: nucleus. The transcript has a single exon. Bases 138 to 1145 code for a protein of 335 amino acids. The record is from RefSeq and is a predicted model, not a curated record. Lineage: Eukaryota; Metazoa; Chordata; Mammalia; Eulipotyphla; Soricidae. Gene Ontology annotation, molecular function: DNA-directed DNA polymerase activity; DNA binding.